Messenger RNA from Actinia tenebrosa (Australian red waratah sea anemone), 1980 nucleotides. RefSeq lists its product as uncharacterized. Gene Ontology annotation, biological process: DNA integration. The record is from RefSeq and is a predicted model, not a curated record. Gene Ontology annotation, molecular function: nucleic acid binding. NCBI's taxonomy places the organism in Eukaryota, Metazoa, Cnidaria, Anthozoa, Actiniaria, Actiniidae.
AUGGACAGUCAUCUAAGUUUACACACAUUCACAGAUGCAUCAUYGAAUGCAUACGGUGCCGCUGUAUAUGCUGUACACGAAUACAGAGAUGGUACUCUUACCAGCCGCCUUGUCGCUGCAAAGGCCGGAGUAGCACCCCUUCAAGCCAUCAGUGUCCCUAGACUUGAACUCAUGGCAGCUGGUCACGGGCUGAAACUGACGCAGAUGGUAGGACAGACACUUGAAGUCGACAAGAGUGAUUGGCAAUUCUGGUCAGACAGCAUGGAUGUGCUCCACUGGAUUAGAGGACACAGUCGCCACUUCAAACCGUUUGUGGCCAAUCGGGUUGGAGAGAUUCAAGCAGCCACAGAACCAGAACAGUGGAGAUUUGUCCCUACCCAUUUGAACCCUGCUGACUUGCUAACUCGGGGACAGACUGUGUCUGAGCUUGCCAAGCAAGACAAAUGGUGGAAAGGCCCAGAGUUUCUACUCCUACCCGCUUCAGAAUGGCCUGUAAACAAGCUAGACAUCCCUAAAGAGCCUGAUAUUGAGACAAAGAAACAGUAUCAAGCGGUGUGUAACUUUCAGACUAAAUCAAAGAAAAGAUCAGCACCAACAUCAGAGUCGAAGGUGAUGCUUCAGAUAGAGAAUCGUCUUGACCCAAGCCGUCAUUCAAGUUGGCCCAGAAUGGUACGUGUAACAGCCCAAGUAUUACGUUUUGCAAACAACUGCCGUUCUAAGCCUCAGCUGCGAACAACAGGACCUCUUCGCCCAGAGGAGAUAAGAGAGGCYGAAGCUCACUUCAUCAAGCUAGCUCAACUGGAAAGCUUUUGUGAUGAGAUUGCAGCCUUAAGAGCAAAAGGGACAUUGCCCUGUAGCUCUAAGCUACUUCCUCUGAAUCCUUUCUUUGAUGAAGAUGGUGUGGUUCGGUGUAACAGUCGUUUGCAGUUUGCUGAGUGCUUAUUAUGGGCAAUUAAAUUUCCAAUCAUUCUACCUCGGAAGCACGUUGUCACCUCAUUGAUUGUUCGAAAAUCCCACAAUCAGUGCCAACAUGGCGGUACCAAUCAAGUGCUCGCUAACCUUUCCAGUAAGUACUGGGUCAUUUCAGCYAGGGAGGCCAUUAGGGAGUGGGAAAGAGAAUGCGCCAUGUGCCAACGUAGAAAAGCCAAUCCCAUCAAUCAAGUUAUGGCUCCACUGUCAGAGUUACGAACCAAUCAGUCCCUAAGAGCGUUCAACCAAGCCUCAGUUGACUUUGCGGGACCCUUUCUAACCAAGCAAGGGCGAGGAAAGACACGCCAGAAGAAGUAUCUUUCCUUAUUCGCGUGCCUGUCCACUAGAGCGGUGCAUCUAGAAAUGGCUUAUGCCUUGGACACUGACUCCUUUUUAAACGCCUUUUACCGUAUGGUUUCACGACGUGGACUUCCAGAAGUCAUGGUAUCAGACAACGGAACCAACUUUGUUAGUGGCGACAGAGAACUGAAAGAACUCGUAGCAGCACUCGACAAAGACAAGAUACAAGACUCGACUGCCAACAGAGGUGUAAAGUGGCACUUUAAUCCUCCGGGAGCACCGCAUUUCAAUGGAGUCCAUGAGAUCAUGAUCAAAGCAGCAAAGAAAGCGAUCAAAGCAAUCUUAGGAAAUGCAGAUGUUUCUGAGGAAGAACUCAUGAGUGCAAUCGCAGGCGCAGAAGGCUUGAUCAACUCUCGACCCCUUACUUACCAAUCAGCUAAUGCAUCUGAUGAAGUUCCAUUAACCCCAAACCAUUUCUUGCAUGGACAAAUGGGUGGCCAGUUCGCACCUGAGACAGUCGACAGCACGAGUUUUAACCCAAGGAAGAGGUGGCGUYGGGUGCAAGAGCUUGUUCGCCAUUUUUGGCAGAGGUGGCUACGAGAGUGGUCGCCAGGACUGAGUCCACGCCAGAAAUGGUCAAAGACACAAAGAGACUUGAAGACUGGAGAUCUAGUACUUGUAGUCUCACCAGACACCCCACGUGGCAAGUAG